CAUAAGCGCCUUAUCUAUGUACUUCUACUGUUAUAAAUUCACAUCGUACCGUUUUGUACACGAACUCGAAAAUGUAUAAAUUUUGAGUUGUAGCGUAGCUGAACAAGCAGAAAACGGCCGGUCUUAUGCAGGUUAUAAUCAACCUGAAUAUUGAAUUAGUCCACGGGGACAUUUUUCGCCAUCUUCAUUUUUUCGUACCACGCUGUGGCCAUUUUUGUUCGGUGCCAUUUUGCUAACGCUGCGCCCUCGCCUCGCGUACGGUGCACGGUGACAUUUUCGGUAAAUCAGCUGUGGCCACCGUUGCGUGCACACCUCGCCAUCGUGUUACUCAAAAAUUCACGCUUUUCCACACCGCACACACGGUGCGAUUGUGUUGUGACUCUGGUAUCAUCAUAUUGACUUGCUAUCGCAAUCGUUAAUUGUGAAAAGUACCGCGUACCUUACAACACAUCACACACUGUAUAAGUAUAAGUAAUCAGUGUGUUGUACAACGGGGACGCCUGGAAGUCACCCGGACAAAUUGUAACAAAAACGCAUUUUGAAGGUUAACUCAGUCUGAGUCUGAGUAAAAACUAGCGAAUAAUGUCUGAGCCGGCGGAGAAGACAGACAUAAUGGAAGCAGACACAGGUACAGAUAGUGUGGCAGAACCCGAAGGUUCUGAGAUGUCGGAUGAUGUGUGUCAAAUUGUGCGGUCGAAUAAAGGCGGACCGAAAUUGAUCCAUCGGGGGUACAUCUACACCGUGCACAAACAGCGCCCGGGUAUGGUGCGUUGGCGGUGCACUAGACGCAGCUUAAACUGCAGGGGAAGCAUGACCACCACAGCGAUCAGCCCGAAGACAAAGUCAAAGAUCCUCAUGGCGCACAAUCACGUCCCGGAUCGCAAUGCAGUCGCACGUACACUCAGCUGGGGACAAAAAACGGCACCUGCAGCGGAUAACUCAACAUCCCCAUCAUCGCCAGAGUUUACCAGUGCGCUGGAACAAAAUGAAGGACAUUUCAACCGGUUGAAGAAUCUCGGCACGGCUGUCAAACCUACAACACAACAAUCCCUGUUGAAAAAGAAGAAAUCACCGGAGAAGAACAUUAUAGAUCAACAUGAUGGUGAUUUGGAGUGGAAACCACCAUAUGGUAAAAUCAAAAUAGUAUCAGAUGUUGAUACAAAGACAACGCUGGAAACAAAAUCGCAGCCGCCUAUGCCAAUCAAAGUCUCCAAACGCAUAAUGGAGAAAAAACGCAUGAAGAAACCAAUACCCCCGCCACAGAUAGAAACAGAAGACGAUAACUAUGCGCAAAUGCGAAGUAAUCACAUAAACAAGAUCAAAAUCACCAACAUAACCAGCAAUCCUAUUAUAACUCCAACGGAACCAGUGACAGAAAGUAAGAAAAGUCAUAUUCCACUGAAUAUUAAACCUGCAAUGGCGCUCGCAGAGGAUGAAGAGGUUUGUUUGCGGUGGAACAGUCAUCAUAACAACAUGCAGACGGCGUUUCCUUUCUUGUUAGCACGUGAACAAUACGUGGAUGUUACUUUGAGCAGUGAGGGACAAUCAAUUAGAUGUCACAAGUUGGUUUUAUCCGCGUGCAGUUCAUAUUUCGAUGAAGUCAUCUCCGGAUUGUCUCCCUGGCAACAUCCGGUGAUUUAUUUGAAAGGUAUACCCUUCUGGGUGUUGAAGGCAUUGAUUGACUUCAUGUACGUUGGUGAAGUUGGUAUUGAACAGUCUAAACUUCAGACUAUUCUCAAUGCCGGGCAGGAAUUGAAGAUUAAAGGGUUGACUACAUUGGUUACGCCACAACAGUUGCCUGCAUUCACGCCUGCGCAGCUACCACCCGCAUCGCUUACACCUGCGCCUGCGCCAGCGUCCACACCGCAAAUGGGUGCUAAAAACGCUGCUAGUUUACUUCAGGUGAAAACAGAUAAUGUAUUUCUGUAUCAAAUGAAAUCCAGUGGGAAAUCUACGCCGGUUAAGGUUAAAGAAGAAUUUAAAGAUGAGAAAAUGGAGGAAAAACCGAUUAAACCAGUGAAUAAACGUCCUGCAAAGCGGCCAUUGUCUGAAAAUGAAACAAUUUCUCCGUUACCUGAACACCUUCUCUUCAUGCGUAAAGGCACCCGUUCGAGACCUCUGGUGAAAACCCCGAAGAUUUACCAAGAUGACCAUUUUUCUUCGUCGUUUUCCAAGUCGGAUUCUUCAUUCGCCACGCUCACACCACAGAAAAAAUCAACGCCCCUCCCACAACAACAGCGCUCCCUGUUGAAAUUCCCCUCAGGCUCCACUGAAUUCCCCAUCCUUGCGAUUCCCGACGAUAAAGAUCAGGAUAUUCUUAGCGCGGCUGAAAUUAAACAGGAACCCAUCGAUAUCGGCGAGACUGAUGUCACGUUUAAUGAUUAUCAAAGCGGUGAGAAUUGUUUGUUGUUUGAUGAACCGGAUAAUGACGACGAUGAUGACGACGACGAGUUCAUGGUUGAUGAUAAUUAUAAUCCCGAGGAGGAUUAUUUCGAAGUGAUUACGCAGAGUUUUGAUGAAGGACAAGAUGGCGCUGCGCGAAAGGACGCCGGUGGUGGUUUGACGGAACAAUCGGUUGAUGAGAGUGCGGUGGGUGAUAAGGCUGGUGAUGAUGUGUGCAAGGACACAUUGAAAGAUGAUAACAUGGAUAAUAGUGAGUGCACGCCGCAUUUUAUGCAAGUCAUCGCCGAACCGCCAUCGGACUUGCUACCAGCCAAAUCUGCGAUUACCUACGAGAAAACCUAUCAGAAUUUCAACAAAUGGUGUCAGGACAACAACGUGCACACAUACAACGAAGACGUAUUAAUCGCCUACUUCAAUAAGAAAGCUGAACAAGUGAAGUCCCCCACACUAUGGAGCACAUACUUCAUGUUGAAAUCCACACUGCUUAUCAAGCACAACAUUCAAAUCAAAGAUUAUACUAAACUAAUUGCGUUUAUAAAGGAUAAAAACGCAACUUACGAGCCGAAAACGUCGAAAAUAUUCACCAGGGAAGAGUUUUUGAAUUUUCUUGCAUCUGCACCUGAUGACAAAUAUUUAAUGUGGAAGGUUUGUUUUAUAUUUGGAGUGGCAGGAGCUUGCAGAAUGGAUGAGUUGAAGAAAAUCACAAUUGACAACAUAGAUGACAGAGGAAAUGUGUUGUUGGUAACCAUACCGGAUUCUAAAACCGGAAGUAGACGCACGUUUGCGAUUACUGAUGAUAUGACGGAUGGUGUGAAUCCUAUUGAGAUUUACAGACGAUAUAGAUCGUUGCGACCGGCGCACAUAACGCACAAAUCGUUUUUUAUUUAUUAUAAAGAUUUUAAAUGUUCUACACAACAUAUUGGGAUACAUACCUUUGGGAAGAUUCCCAAACAGAUUGCUAAGUAUUUGAAACUGUCGGAUGCUGGGUUGUAUACUGGGCAUGCAUUUCGGCGGACAUCUGCUGCGUUAUUAUCAAAUAAUGCUGUGAAUGAGGAUACACCACAAAAGGUUUCAAAACGUCUCAUGGAAAAGAAACGCAUCAAUAAACAACCUUCACUUGAAUUAGAAGAUAGAAUAAAAGCUUCUACAGUUACAAGUAAUGUUUUGGAGCAAGCAGUACCUGAUAAGCAUAAUAUUACUACAAAUACAAAUAAAUCACAAAUUCCGGUGAAUGAUAAAACCGAAUCUGUUUGUUUAAAAUGGAAUAAUCAUCAUAGCAAUAUGCAGAUGGCGUUUCCGAGUCUACUAGCACGUGAACAAUAUGUUGAUGUUACUUUAACAAGUGAGGGGCAAUCAAUAAGAUGUCACAAGUUGGUUUUGUGUUCCUGUAGUUCGUAUUUUGAUGAAAUCAUCUCGGGAUUGUCUCCCUGGCAGCAUCCGGUGAUCUAUUUGAAAGGGAUACCUUUCUGGGUAGUGAAAGCACUUGUUGAUUUCAUGUACAUAGGUGAAGUGAGUGUUGAACAGUCAAAACUUCAGUGUGUUUUGGAUGCGGGGCAAGAACUGAAGAUAAAAGGUUUGACGGCGGUGUUAGUGCCACAAGAGUUGCCUACAUUCACACCGGCUACAACUGAUUCCCCGCCGAAUAUAUCGUAUAGUUUAAACGACGGGAGAGCAAUACAUGAUGUACAGAUACACAAAUCGAAAAAUUUGAUAAAUCAAUCUACAAAAAGACCUUUUCCCGAAACAGAGUUACCUGAUCAUCUUCUCUAUAUGCACAAAGGAACACGCUCGCGGCUACUGACAAAAACACCAAAAACACAUCACGAUGAAGAAUUAAAUCCAGAUUCUUCCUUUAAUCCUCUUAAUCCUUCACAACAACAAUAUCCUGAAUAUUCUAUACAACCCAUACAAGCAGACAGUCCCAAUAUAGUCGAAAUCAAACAUGAACCUUUAGAAAUAACAGAGACAGAUGUCACCUUCACCGAAUAUCAAAACGACAACUGUAUGUUAUUUGACGAAGCUGACAAUGACGACGACAACGACGACGAUGACGAUGAUUACAAUCAAGAAGAUGAUUCAAUCCAACUAAAAACAUGUUUUAACACAAAACAAUAUGGUGGAGACGCGAAUCUUUAGC
Molecule: messenger RNA, 4540 nt
Organism: Dalotia coriaria
Lineage: Eukaryota; Metazoa; Arthropoda; Insecta; Coleoptera; Staphylinidae
Exons: 11
Coding region: 583-4539 (1318 amino acids)
Biological process (GO): regulation of transcription by RNA polymerase II; DNA integration; DNA recombination
Cellular component (GO): nucleus
Molecular function (GO): protein binding; DNA binding
Source: RefSeq, a predicted model, not a curated record